UGCCUAGUUAAAGGUGAGCACAGGAGACAAUGGUACUGUUUACAGACACCACAACAGAGCACUGUAACACUUCAGGGGACAAUAACAGAGAUGUUAAAAUGCCAAAACUUUUGUUUUCAAAGAUUCGGUUUUAUGAAAUUAGGGAUCUAAUGCAGAACAUGAAGCGGCCCAGAAGGAUUGAUAUUGUUCUUAAUCGAAAGAGGCUUAAGAAGGACAUCCAGGGCCUCAUGGUGAAAAAAGUAAAUGAUGAGCCCUCUCCUUCAGAAUUCAGUUGGCAGACUGACCAUAAACUCCACCCAACUCUGGAAAAGCUGUUAAGGAAUAAAAAGUACCUAGCAGCGUUCUACACAUUUCUGCAGUCUGAGUUCAGCGAAGAAAACAUUGAGUUCUGGCUCGCAUGUGAAGACUUUAGGUUGACCACCUCACCGGACAACCUUCGCUGGAAAGCAGAGGAGAUCUAUACAGAGUUCAUCCAGCCUAUGGCCUGCAGAGAGAUCAACGUUGAUCACCACAUUAGAGAGAAGAUUACAAAGUCUUUGGAGGAACCAAGUCUCUUUUGUUUUGAUGAGGCCCAGAAACAUGUUUACCUGCUGAUGGAAAGAGACUCUUGUCCUAGAUUCCUGCACUCUGAUGCCUACCUGAGUCUGAAGCGCAAAUCCAGAACUUUGUGGUACGUUUAGCUGAAGGUUACUGUUCCCAUUAAAACACUGUGCUAAUCUUCUUUUCUUUUCUGUUUGGCUGUAAUGAAAAGUUAUUUCACAGUGUUUGAGAAAAUCAGAACAGUUUUCUUUUAAGGGCAGAGCGUCUCUCACAUACUUUAAACCCAAACCAAAACAAUGUUUUCAACCAUGUGCAAAAUCAGUCUCUUUCUUUAUGGUGGUAAGAAGAUGUAUUGAUGAAAUGUUGUGGACAAUAAUAAAGCAGGACAAGCACCAGCAUGUACACCAAAAGGUACAUGUAUGUAGGGGAGAAAGAAAGCAUUUGGUAUGUGUCAGUACUUUAAAUGUGUGUACAGAGUUUAUAGUUGUUUGAAAUACUGUAUGUGUUAAUUGAAAGUCUUUGUAAGUUAAGGUGCUGAGUGAACAAUAAGGAAUAAUAAAUAAAUGGCUUCUGAUAAGUACGUA
Messenger RNA from Toxotes jaculatrix (banded archerfish), 1124 nucleotides. Its product is annotated as regulator of G-protein signaling 21. NCBI's taxonomy places the organism in Eukaryota, Metazoa, Chordata, Actinopteri, Toxotidae. The coding region runs from base 30 to 680 and encodes 216 amino acids. The transcript has 5 exons. The record is from RefSeq and is a predicted model, not a curated record.